UCAAGCUCAGCAAAAUGGCGUCUUUUUUUCUACAAUAGGAAUGUUCGCAACGUGUUUCGCUGUAGACAUUUCGAUUGUGUUCGGGUUUUAUCAUUUUUCUUCGUUUCGUAUCUGUCUGGUGAACGGUCGCAAAGAUGAAAGCACGUAAACUGAAUAAGGCAAAAGCAUGGUUGGUGUGUUGCGAAAAAUCACAAAUCGUCGAUUCUGAUUCGAGCGAUCGAGAAGUCGAGGAGCGGAAAGCGCGGAAUAAAGCGAAGAAGCCGCUGGACAAUAAGGAAGAGGAUAAAGUUGGGAAUAAAACGGAGAGCGAUGUGGAGAGUAAAGUGGAGAACAUAGUAGAAAAUCAGGUAGACAAGACGGAGGAGAAUACAGUGGGGAGCAAAACGCAGGGUGAUAUUGAGAAUGAAGUGGAGAAGAAAUUGGAGAACCACAGGGAUAAGAUAGAAAAUAAAUUGGAGGUCAAGACAGAGGACGAUGUUAAAACGGAGAAUCAGACGGACAAAGUAGAGGGUACAGAAAGGAACGAAACGGAAGUUGAUGUCUUGAAUGACGUGGAAAACAAAGUGGAGAACAAAGUGAAGAUAGACAAGACGGAGACUAAACUGCUGACCAACGCGGAGGACGAUGUCAAGAACAAGGUGGAGAACAAAGUAGAAGUCCAGAUAGACGAAGUGGCGAAUAAAGCGGGGAGCAAAAGGGAGAGUGUUAUCGAGAAUGAAAUGGAGAACAAAGGGGAGAACCAGAUAGACGAGACGGAGAGUAAACUACUUGCCAAGACGGAAGGUGACAUUGAGAAUAACGUAGAGAAAGUAGAAGAUAAAGCGGGAAGUAAAAUUAACGAUGAUAAUAUCGAGAAUAAAAUAGAAAGUAAAGCAGAGAGUCAGACGGAUCAGACGGAAAAUAAAUUGCGGACCGAAACGGAGAGUCAUGUUAAAAUAGGGAAUCAAGAGGAGAACCAAGUAGAAAAUAAAAUGGGAAGAAAGGCGGAAGACGAAGUCGAGAAUGUGAUAAAAAUCAAAGCGGAAAGCAAAGUGGAGACAGACAUCAAUACCGACAAUAAGGUGGAUAAUGAAGAAAAGCAGGAAAAUGUUCCUCCCACGUCACACACAACGGAUCAUGGCUAUGAUUAUGAUCUCUUGGUCAUUGGCGGAGGAUCUGGUGGCUUGGCAGCAGCUAAGGAAGCCGUAGGACUGGGAGCGAAAGUUGCAGUUUUGGAUUACGUGACUCCUUCUCCUCUCGGAACUACUUGGGGUUUGGGCGGUACCUGCGUCAACGUAGGAUGUAUACCGAAAAAACUCAUGCAUCAAGCUGCGUUGCUCGGUGAAGCUGUUCAUGAAGCAGCAACGUUCGGUUGGCAGUUGGAUCCUAAGUCUGUGAAAAUUGACUGGGAAGCCUUGAGAACCGCUGUACAAAAUCAUGUCAAGUCUGUAAACUGGGUUACUCGCGUUGAGCUUAGGACAAAGAAAGUUAAUUAUUUCAACGCUCUUGGACAUUUCACGGACUCACACACAGUAGUUGGAGUUAACAAGAAAGGAGAAAAAAACAUUCUUACAGCUAAAAAUAUUUUAAUCGCAGUAGGCGGUAGACCUAGGUAUCCCGAUAUUCCUGGUGCUAUAGAAUAUGGUAUAAGUAGCGACGAUAUCUUCAGUUUGGAACGUGCUCCAGGGAAAACCCUUAUUGUCGGCGCUGGAUAUAUUGGUCUGGAAUGUGCCGGCUUUCUUAAUGGCUUAGGUUACGAUACAACACUAAUGAUUCGAUCGAUGGUGUUGCGUGGAUUUGAUCGGCAAAUGGCAAACCAUAUUGCCGAUGAGAUGGAGCAACGCGGUGUGAAGUUUAAUUAUGAGGCAAAGCUUAAGAAAGUUUCAAAACGAGAAGAUGGCCGUCUUCUAGCUGACUGGAUCGACAAGGACGGCGAAAUUCAUCAAGACAUAUAUGAUACUGUUCUAUUUGCCAUCGGUAGACGAUCGCUCACUCAAGAAUUGAAACCGGAAAACGCCGGAUUGAAACUUAUUCCAGAAACUGGCAAGAUUGAUGCAGUUAAUGAACAAACGAACGUUCCAAACAUUUACGCGGUUGGUGAUGUACUUCACAAAAAACCUGAAUUAACGCCUGUUGCUAUACACGCUGGUAAACUGUUAGCUAGAAGAUUAUAUGGUAAUUCGACCGAGAAAAUGGAUUACACAAAUGUAGCGACGACAGUGUUCACUCCUUUGGAAUAUGGUUGCGUCGGGUUAAGUGAAGAAGCGGCAGUUGCGCUCCACGGAGAAGAUGAGAUAGAGAUUUUUCACGCGUACUACAAACCAACGGAAUUCUUUGUACCCCAGAAGAACGUUGAUCGUUGUUACGUGAAGGUUGUCGCGCUUAGACACGGCGAUGAAACGGUGCUCGGAAUGCAUUUUGUCGGUCCUAACGCAGGCGAAGUGAUUCAAGGAUUUGCUGCUGCUAUUAAAUGUGGUUUAACAAUCCCGAAACUGAAGUCUACUGUCGGUAUUCAUCCAACUGUAGCGGAGGAGUUUACGCGCAUACAUAUUACCAAACGUUCAGGCUUGGAUCCUAAACCCCAAAGUUGCUGCAGUUAAAUCGAUAUGCACGUAGCAUCAUCGUGUUUUUCUCGAUUCAGAUUUAUACCGAUUAUUCAUUAGGAGAUACGCGAGUCGUACUCCUAUGGCAGGGAUCAGCUGAACAUCUUUCGGCUGAAACAGUUUUUCCGCUCUUACGUAAGAAAGCUCUGAAUUACCGCAGUAUUACAUAAAAAAACAGCGAAAGGAUAUAGAAUCCAGAAAGAGAGAACAGAUGAUUGUAAUCCGUUACGUCAAGUUAAUGUGACUUUUUAUACAUAUUAUUUUUCUAAGGAAUGCGCCUUAUGUCAUAUGCGUUAUCGACGUAAAAAAUUAUCGUGAUG
Messenger RNA from Cyphomyrmex costatus, 2902 nucleotides. It is a transcript of the gene Trxr1, whose product is annotated as Thioredoxin reductase 1. Gene Ontology annotation, biological process: glutathione metabolic process; cell redox homeostasis; cellular response to oxidative stress. Gene Ontology annotation, molecular function: thioredoxin-disulfide reductase (NADPH) activity; flavin adenine dinucleotide binding; glutathione-disulfide reductase (NADPH) activity. The transcript has 8 exons. The record is from RefSeq and is a predicted model, not a curated record. Gene Ontology annotation, cellular component: mitochondrion; cytosol. The coding region runs from base 135 to 2579 and encodes 814 amino acids. NCBI's taxonomy places the organism in Eukaryota, Metazoa, Arthropoda, Insecta, Hymenoptera, Formicidae.